GUUUUCUAAACUGUACAGGCCAUUUUAAAAUGCAAAAAUUAGGUUGGUGGUUACGACGCAACAAGGCAAAACAUUUCAUUCAAUUUCAUCAGAAAUGGUUUUAGGACAACUGACUGAUGAAGUACAACACAUCACACGAACCGCUAGCACAGGUGCAGCCCGACUAUCCCAGAGCUAAUUGCAAAGAACUGCCGAAAACCACAGCUGUGAUACAUUUACUGUGUUCCAACUAUUUACUGAAGCCUGUUUCUUCCUCCUUACGACGGACAUUGCGCUGGUGUUUCGUUAGGCGAAUCCUCAUUCAAAGUACAAAAUGCGAAAAUUACGUGGAGGACAAACUAAAGAAACGCGCAAACAGCGCCAAGAGCGGAAGGAGGAAAAUUUGAAAAUCCAGCAACAGAUGAAAACGAUAGUAUUGCCUACGGUCGUAGUGAUUUUUCUGUGCAUAGUGGUGUACGUAUUUCUAAAAACACGUCCACGAUACGAUGAGCUCUAGUGAGACGACGACCAUUUGGAGGAGAAAAUGUUCUUCGUACGUGUUUGUUGUUUUUUUUUUAAUUAUUUCUAACGGGACAAACCCGUGCAAGGUUCAACUUACAAUGCAAUAUUUAAAGCAGAUAAUCGGAGCCGUCUGAUCAUACGCACAACAUGAUUAUAUGUACAGGUUAUUGUGAAUAUAUCAGCGGACUAUAUUUACACUCGAAAUGAAA
Molecule: messenger RNA, 710 nt
Organism: Anopheles funestus (African malaria mosquito)
Lineage: Eukaryota; Metazoa; Arthropoda; Insecta; Diptera; Culicidae
Product: single-pass membrane and coiled-coil domain-containing protein 4 homolog
Exons: 3
Coding region: 314-496 (60 amino acids)
Source: RefSeq, a predicted model, not a curated record